Molecule: messenger RNA, 2451 nt
Organism: Closterium sp. Naga37s-1
Lineage: Eukaryota; Viridiplantae; Streptophyta; Zygnematophyceae; Desmidiales; Closteriaceae
Source: the annotation of a GenBank genome assembly
AUGCGGUCACGCGGCCGUCAGCCCGAGUCGGGCAACCAGAUAUCCACACAACCUAGCGGAGCCACCGAGCGCCGGGGGUCAUCAUCGUCAUCAUCGGAUGACUCACAGCAUCACGAGUCAUCGCCUCGACUCGCAGCAUCACGAGUCAUCGCCUCGACUCGCAGCAUCACGAGUCAUCGCCUCGACUCGCAGCAUCACGAGUCAUCGCCUCGACUCGCAGCAUCACGAGUCAUCGCCUCGACUCGCAGCAUCACGAGUCAUCGCCUCGACUCGCAGCAUCACGAGUCAUCGCCUCGACUCGCAGCAUCACGAGUCAUCGCCUCGACUCGCAGCAUCACGAGUCAUCGCCUCGACUCGCAGCAUCACGAGUCAUCGCCUCGACUCGCAGCAUCACGAGUCAUCGCCUCGACUCGCAGCAUCACGAGUCAUCGCCUCGACUCGCAGCAUCACGAGUCAUCGCCUCGACUUGCAGCAUCACGAGUCAUCGCCUCGACUCGCAGCAUCACGAGUCAUCGCCUCGACUCGCUUCGUAGUUCCAAACUCGCCCGUCGUGCUUUCGCAAGAAUCCCCUUCCGCGCAGCAUCUCCGUCGCAAAUGGCCACCUCGCGGCGGGCCGUCACCCAAGGGCGCAGCGGCAACUUGAAGCUCUCCACGGCGGGGCUUCUCCCCGUGCUCCUCCUCGCAUUGCUGCUCCCGGCACCCCCCGCAUCCGCCCGCCGCUGGUUCUGGAACGACGCCCUCUUCCCCGUCGCCCCCGCAGGGGAAACGAAACCCUCCGCCGCGCUCUACGCCGCGGAGUCCGACGGAGCGGCGGCGGGGGCUGCCGCGGCGCCAGCCCCGGCGGCGCCCGCACCGGCGGCGCCGGCGCCGGCGCCUGCUCCUGCGGAGACGUGCGAUGACGCGCCUCUGGACCCUUUCGUUGCGUCCAGAGCCGCGCCUGACCCGUGUGCUAAGCUGGCGGCGGAGCUGACGCGCAGUGCGGGAGAAUUGGGGAACAAGACUGGAGGGACAGGAUUCGCGGCUCCUUCUCUCUUCCGCGCGUGCCACUCCACGUUCCUGUUCAGGAAGAAGUGCGACGGGGCGGACCUUCAGUCGAUCGCGAACGCGUUUGACAAUCACUACGUGUACAAGCACAUCGCCGUUGACUCGCCAGACCAGACGAACCUGCCGAGCAGCAUCGAUAUUGUCGCGGACCUGCGGAAAAUCGUCGCGAACGGCGAGAAGGGGAAGUACGCGCGGCUGGUGGACGCGCACAUGGCGGCGUACAGAGCGACCCUGGCGCCACGCCGAUAUGUCACUCCCAAGGGUAUGCGACAUGUUGCGAAGACUCUGCACAGUUUUGAAUUUGACCUUUACGAGGGCCGACAGGUGGUGGGUAUUAAUUGGGAGAAGGCGGAAGAUUUCAUCCUGAAUUGGGCCGACAAGAAUGUGGGCUCCUUUCGCAAUCGCGCCGCGCGAUUCACGAAAUCCUUUGCGAGGAAUGAGGCGGAGGGGACUCUGAAAGGGACGAGCAUCGUCCAGGUAUACCUGGUGGGAGGCAACACGGCUGUGGUCUGGAUUCACCAGUUCCUUCCCAGCGAUGCGGUGUCAAAGGCGCUGGCGGAGAAGAAGGUCAACGCAGAGAAGUACAUGGUGCAGGAGGUCGCCAAGGCUCUCCAAACCGCUGCAGCAUCCAACGCGUCGCAGAUCAUAAUAGACGUGCGUGGCAACGGUGGCGGCUACACCACAGCAGCAUACACAGCCAUCCGCCUCCUCAUGGGGGCAGCAAAGGUCCCCGACUCUGAGUUUACCCUCCCCUUGGAUUUCAUCAUCGGCACGCAGUACACUGAGAAUGCCAUCAGCCUUCUUUCCAUCGACCCGGCAACGCAAUACUGCAUAGGAGUGUACGCCGACCUCAAUGGGACCGACCUCUCAAGCGCGCUUCACUUCGCGCCUAUCCGCGAGCUCCGCUUCACAGAGGCCGGCCGUGCGGGGAACUACUCGGCGCUGUUGAAGCAAAACAAGAAGUUUACUGGGAAGGAGCAGCAGCCGGUGCUUGGCGACCGCCCCUUCCUGGUCCUGUCGGACGGAAACUGCUUCUCCUCCUGUGGCAUCCUCACGCACGUGCUGGGGAAACGCCACAAAGUACCCAUGGUAACCGUGGGUGGUUUGCCCAAUCAGCCCCCUGAUGUGGGCUCCUCAUGCCUCGGGUUUACCGAACAUAACAUCUAUUCGAUGGCACCAGGUCUCACCAAGCUCGCUGCCUUAAUGCCACAAAACGCGUCGCUGCCUCUCAAGGUGAAAGGGGCAGUUGGCAUGGCGUUUGCUAAUGGGUAUGUGGAUUCGGAGAUUCCGUGCGAGUUUGAGUUUCUGCCCAGCCAGCAUCACAUCAACUACACCGUUGACCUCAUUGACAAACCCUGGGCCAUGUGGAGUGAGGUGGCCAAGCUCUUUGCCUCCGCUGCGGCCUAG